AUGUUGAUGCUAUCUCGUUCGUUUGUGUAUAUAAUAUGUAUAUCAAUAUCGUUAAUAAAUACCGAAACAAUACCGCGAUUUGAUAUGCGUGAUAAAGAUGGAAUUAUUUUUGAUCCAAUAGCACCACGUGCUGGUGAACGAUUGACUGCAACUUGUACAUUAGUUGGUUUGACAUCUAAUGAUAAACGUCAUGUUGAAUGGGCAUUAAAAAGAUUUAAUGAUGGAAAAAAUUUUACAUUAGCUGUUGAUACUGAUGUUUUACAAUUUAAUCAACCGGUUCCUCGUUUACAAGCUAUUCAUGCAACUGAAUCAUCUGAGUGGACUUUGAUAUUUGAUCCACUUGACCGAGAUGAUCUUGGCAAUUUAACAUGUCGUUUGACGGAUACUAAUUCAAGAGAAAUAUACUUGACACGUUUUCUUAAUGUGAUCAGCGAACCACUUGUUCUUGAAUCAUCAACAAAAGACAUCGAAGUCAACGAAGGUGAUUCAGUUACACUUAUUUGUAAUGCUCAAGGAUAUCCAUCACCAACUAUCGAAUGGCAAAAAGCUGACGCACAACCUCUUAGCUCAGGUCACAUUAGACAGAUGGGUUCUCAAUUAGAUUUGCAUCAAGUAACACGUAGAGAAAGUGGAAUUUAUAAAUGUUUGGCUAGUAAUUUGGUUGGCUUUGGUAGUGAAUGGACACUGAAACUUUCAGUAAGAUUUCGUCCAUAUGUAUAUUGUGAACGUGAUGUCGGUCAAGCGACAGACUUUCAAGUUGACGCCUAUGUGGAAUGUUACGUUUACGGUUAUCCUCCGCCGAAAAUUUCUUGGCGUAAAGAACAAAGUGCUGGUGUUCCAAAUAUGAAAUAUUACACAAAUAUUUGGAACUCACAGGAAUAUUUAAUCGAAGCAACCAUACCGGAAAUGUCAAUAUGUACUGAUUGUAUUUUAUCACGUUUAACGAUUAUUAAUUUUAAACAAGCCGAUUUGGGUAAUUAUUAUAUAAAUGCAACAGCGCCGAAUUUUCCAUCGGAAUUUGGAAGAGUCACACUUUAUCAAACGUCUGAUUGUCAACAAUUUGUGACUCAUCGAAAUAAUAAAGGCUCUUUUGUUUUGUUUAUUCAAUUAUUUUAA
Messenger RNA from Rotaria socialis, 1116 nucleotides. The record is from the annotation of a GenBank genome assembly. Lineage: Eukaryota; Metazoa; Rotifera; Eurotatoria; Philodinida; Philodinidae.